AUGUAUCAGUCGACAGUUUUCAUGGCCUUGGCAGCCCUUUCGAUAGGUGCAUCUGGCAUUGUGCUGCCCAUUAACACGAUUUUGCCAACCCAGACCUGCGAGUUCCAGGAACUUAAGAGCAACCAGUCUAUCAUCUUUGGCUGGCAGCUCGCGGGAGCCGUGCUCGAGAGUGCAGAAAAAGGAGCUAUUUGUAAUGCUCUUCCACGCACUGGUCUGGUGAAAGCCGGGCUUGAUAUCCUGAACAUCAAAGAGCACGUUUGCUCACCUUCCUCGUCCAAAAUUAACGCUACUUCUGCCUUGCCAAUGCUGGUCCGAUACAACUCCGCAGCCUUCACAACCAUGCUCACGCACGUUUUCCCAGAGGAGAAUGCACCCGACUUCCGCUACCUUUGCGAUAACAUCCGCUUCGUCCAGCUUCGUGCCUUUAUGCUCAAUGAUGCGCAGAUUGUUACUGCGAUCUGCAACAAAGGUGGCCCAGGCGCUCAGAUCUCGCCGGAGCCUUUUACCUCUCUCGCCAAGCCCAACGAUACCGCCGUGGCAGCCUACCGGAACACCGCUAGCAAGCUCUUCGCUCGCAACUACGCCGCUACAGCCUCAUCUCCGCAACAACUAARGGGAUACUGCAACCGUGCACCGACCUACCAAUCCAAUCUGGAGCAGCUGUAUCUGGACCCCCAAGCCGUUUCCAAGGAACUAUGCAGUCUGCAGACAGUACCAACAGUCGCCGAAACGCAGGCAUCGAUCAAGGACCUUACAACCCAGCAAUUCAUUACUGUUGUGGAGAACAUGAGCAAUGUGCCCGGAUGGAACAAGUGGCUGUGUCAGCAGCUCAACCAGAAUGCCAUCGAUGCCACGGGUCUCGAUGGUGCGACUAUCAAGACGGAAAUUUGCGGACAUUCAACCCAGCUAUAG
Messenger RNA from Ramularia collo-cygni, 912 nucleotides. RefSeq lists its product as uncharacterized. NCBI's taxonomy places the organism in Eukaryota, Fungi, Ascomycota, Dothideomycetes, Mycosphaerellales, Mycosphaerellaceae. The coding region runs from base 1 to 912 and encodes 303 amino acids. The transcript is spliced from 3 exons. The record is from RefSeq and is a predicted model, not a curated record.